Molecule: messenger RNA, 2762 nt
Organism: Melopsittacus undulatus (budgerigar)
Lineage: Eukaryota; Metazoa; Chordata; Aves; Psittaciformes; Psittaculidae
Product: E3 ubiquitin-protein ligase HECTD3-like
Exons: 21
Coding region: 42-2669 (875 amino acids)
Biological process (GO): proteasome-mediated ubiquitin-dependent protein catabolic process
Molecular function (GO): ubiquitin-protein transferase activity
Source: RefSeq, a predicted model, not a curated record
CAGCCGGGGGCAAAGCGGCACGGGCCGGAGCGCGGAGCGCGAUGCGUGCGGGCGGGGAAGCUCCGCACCAGGUGCUGGGCCGGCUGCGGUUCCUGCUGCAGUGCAGCGAGUGCUUCCGCCGCGCCCAGGCGCUGCCCGCCGCGCUCUGCUACGUGCCGCGGGAGGUGCAGUACAAGAUCUGCAAGGACCCCGCCGCCAGCGCCGCCGCCGCCGCCCGCAGCCUGCUCAGCGUCUGGGACAGCCCGGGGCCGGCGCGGGGCGGCAAGCGGGCGGUGCGGGCCACCAUCGAGGUGCGGAAGGGCGGCUGCCUCCGCGCCACCGGCGAGGAGUACUGCAACAGCGCCGGGCUCUGGGUCAAGCUCAGCAAGGAGCAGCUGGAGGAGCACACGGGCAGCCAUGACCUGGCGGAGGGCUGGGUCCUGGCGCAGAGUUUCGGAGAGGGAGGAGAUAAGUUGGUCCCGGUUGACUCCGCGGAGAGGAUCCAGUGGCAGAAGCAAGCGUUCGGGAAUGACUAUAAGCCCGCGGUCAGCUGGGAACAAGUGGUGGACCUGACCUACUCCAUGCACCUGGGAGAGAAGCCCAGACUCAUAGAGCAGGAUGAGGCUGCAGUGCAGAAGUUUCGGUCUGUGCCGCCGGGCUGGAGCUAUGAGCAUGACAUGGAGCUGGGGCGCUUCCUGUAUGAUCACAGUGAGAAGGAACUGCAACGUGGGGGAUGCACGAUGGAGCACGUCAGCAACAUCGAGGUCUCCUCGCAGGUGGGGGACUGUGGAGCCGCCAUCCUGUUGGACAACCCGACACAGAGCUUCUGGGAGAGCAACGGGCCCCCGGGAGAGCACUGGGUGCGGCUCAGCAUGAAGAGAGGCAGCCUUGUCAAGAAGCUGUGGCUGGUGCUGAAUGGGAGUGAGAACUCAUACAUACCCAGGCGGGUGGCUGUGUAUGGAGGGACACUGAACAGGCUGCAGCACAUAAGAACUGUUCUGAUCAAUGAGAACAGCUACCAGUGUGUCUGCAUCCUCCGCAACAUGAAGUUCCACCUGCCAGUGCUGGAAAUCCGCUUCCUGGAAUGCCGGGACCAAGGGUACAAUGUCCGCCUGAGAGGGAUUAAGAUUAAGUCCUUCUGGGAGUGGGACCUGGUUCUGAGCUCUGCCAUGUUCCAGCCAGCCCGGCUGGUGCGUUACCCUCUCCUGGAAGGGGUGGACACCAGUGUGCUGUACCGGCGGGCAGUGCUCAUUCAGAGGUUUGUCCAGAUCCUGGACAGUGUCCUGUGUUACCUGAUCCCCCGCUCCGAGGACAGCACUGGCACCUUCAAUGCACUCAGGGACAUGAAGCCAUUCCUGCUGCUGUGCAAGCAGAGCACAGCCUUCAUUGCCGACUGUCUGCAGUCCUCGGAGAGCAGCCCCCCUGCCAUCCUGCCAAAGCUGCGCAUCAACAGGCUGCUGGCCCGGGAGCACCGUGCCAAGCCCACGCUGGACCCUAGCUACAGGCACACUGUGUUCACCCAGCUGUAUGAAGGCCUCAGAUCUUUCAAGCACAAUCAGCCCCUGGACUACAGAUGGCCCACAAACUGCACACAGUGGUGGGAGUGCGAUUUCAUCACUGAGGGCAUCGUCGACAAUGGUGGUGGUUUUCGGGACACCCUGUCAGAUAUGUCGGAAGAGCUGUGCCCCAGCUCGGACAAUAUCCCUGUGCCCCUGCCCUUCUUCAUCCGCACCUCCAACCAGGGUAACAGCAGCAGUGACACCAGGGACAUGUACGUCCCCAACCCCUCCUGCAAGGACUUUCCCAAGUACAAGUGGAUCGGUCAGUUGAUAGGAGCAGCCCUGAGGAGCAGGGAGUUCCUGAUGCUGGCUCUGCCGGCGCUGGUGUGGAAGCAGUUGGCAGGGGAAGAGGUCGUCUGGAGCAAAGACUUUGCUGCUGUGGAUGCGGAGCUGGUGAAGCUUCUGGAGAUGAUGGAGGGGAUGGACAGGGAAGCCUUUGAGUUCAUGUUUGGCAAAGAGCUGACCUACACGGUUGUGCAGAGUGACCAGCAUGUGAUGGAGCUGAUCCCCAAUGGCAGCAACACCGUGGUGCGCUAUGAGGACCGCAGGGAGUUCAUCCGCUUGGUGCAGAAGGCUCGACUGGAGGAGAGCAAGGAGCAGAUCGCAGCCAUGCGUGCUGGGCUGCUGUCUGUGGUGCCACAGCCUGUGCUGGACCUGCUCACCUGGCAGCUGUUGGAGAAGAAGGUCUGCGGGGACCCCAAGAUCACUGUGUCUGACCUGUGGAGGUUCUUCACAUUUGAGGACUUUGCGCCCGAUGACACCAGUAUCCAGAACUUCCGGGAGGCACUCAGCAACUUCACCAGUGGUGAGCAGCCCCAAUGCUUUCCCCACUCUUCCUGUGCAGGAGAGUGGGCAUGGGAAUGGGGUACCCACUGCCCUGUGCCAUGGGGAUGCUCAUCAGGGGAUCUCAGCCACUUCCUAAAGUUCGUCAGUGGCCGGAGCCGCCUCCCAGUUCAGAUCACUGUCUACCCAGACAGGUCAAACCUCAACGCAGUGGAUGUGAUGCCACGGGCCUCCACGUGCUCCUGCACCUUCUUCUUGCCCAGCUAUUCCUCGGCCAAGACCUGUGAGGAGAUGCUGCGGUACGCUGUGUACAACUGUGUGUCCAUCGACACCGACAGGGAUGAAUGAAGCCCCCAAGACAUCCCAUGCCAUGGAACCCACAUGCUCCAGGGACACUGGCAUGAAUAAAGCCGCAGGGCCGGAUCCUGCUGUCCUGCCCCA